CGUCUCCCCGCGCGCGCUCCUCCGGCGGCGCCAUCUUGUGCGGAGCGGCGGCCGCAGAAUGGAGAACUACAAGAAGACCAAGAUCGUGGAGAAGCCGUGUCCUCUUCCUUUCACCGACCUGCCCCCCGAUAUUAUUGAAAUGAAGGUGAAAGACGGGAGCAAAAUCAGAAACCUGAUGGGCUACGCCAUCAGCAAGAUGGAGCUGGACUCGGUCAGGCAGAUCCUCUUCACGGGCUCGGGCAAGGCUGUCAGCAAGACCAUCACCUGCGUGGAGAUCAUGAAGCGAAAGCUCAGGGAGCUACACCAGAUCACCAAAGUGCUCUUCAAACAGAUCGAGGAGAUCUGGGAGCCCAUCGUGCCCGAGGCCGGCCUCGACACCUUGACGGUGAAGAGGAACAUUCCGGCCAUAUGCAUCUUGCUCAGCAAGGAUGCCCUCGAUCCGCAGGAGCCGGGAUAUCAGGCCCCGGGCUCCUUCGAAGCCUUCUGGAUUGAGACGCUCAAAGAGGAGGCCCAGGGCCAGGUGAAGAGGAAGCAGGGGGGAGCAAGGGCGGCUGGCAACCCAGGAAAGCACCCGCGGUCUGCAGGAGGGCAGGAGGAGCCCUGCGAAACGUCCUGAGACACAGACACGUUUGGGUGUCGCUUGGGGGAUUUAAGGGAAAGAAAAGCCCAGCGGCUGUAGCUGGGCAGCCGCUGAACACGGGGGCUGCAGAGCUGUUGGGCAGGGAGGAGAAGUCGCCGUUUCCAAACAGACCUGACUGUAGCUGCCGGAAAUUUGACAAUUUCCGUGUGAAAAGCAGCCAGGCCCUGCUGCGGAGCGCAGGGAUGAGGGGGAAAGCGGGAACCGAGUGUGGACGGAAGGUGCCUUAUGAGGAGCCCCGGGGCCUGGGAGACUCUCGCUGAGGUGCACAUGGCCACUGUGACCCAGCGGGGAUUCCUGGCCACUUCCUGCAUCGCCGGAGCUCCCGCGGUGCUGGGCCGGGCCCGCUCCUUAUCCGUGCCUGAAAGUCGGUCUGCUGCGGCCGUUGCACCUCUGUGUCCUCCUUCCACCUCCCCUGGAGGUGGCAGAUCAGGCCCUCCCUGCCAAGGUGUCGCGCAGUGCCCAGUGCAGUAACGAGCCUGAAAUCCCAAAGCCAAAAUCCCAAAUCCCCAGUGGUGGUGGUGUCGGGCUCCAGAGCACACUGUCCCCCAUC
Messenger RNA from Nothoprocta perdicaria, 1190 nucleotides. It is a transcript of the gene RPP25L, whose product is annotated as ribonuclease P/MRP subunit p25 like. The record is from RefSeq and is a predicted model, not a curated record. The transcript has 2 exons. Gene Ontology annotation, molecular function: RNA binding. Gene Ontology annotation, biological process: tRNA 5'-leader removal. Bases 59 to 616 code for a protein of 185 amino acids. Lineage: Eukaryota; Metazoa; Chordata; Aves; Tinamiformes; Tinamidae. Gene Ontology annotation, cellular component: ribonuclease MRP complex.